This is a messenger RNA of Monopterus albus (swamp eel), 2603 nucleotides long. Its product is annotated as ectonucleoside triphosphate diphosphohydrolase 2-like. The coding region runs from base 269 to 1783 and encodes 504 amino acids. The transcript has 9 exons. Gene Ontology annotation, biological process: nucleoside diphosphate catabolic process. Gene Ontology annotation, cellular component: plasma membrane. NCBI's taxonomy places the organism in Eukaryota, Metazoa, Chordata, Actinopteri, Synbranchiformes, Synbranchidae. Gene Ontology annotation, molecular function: GDP phosphatase activity; ribonucleoside triphosphate phosphatase activity; UDP phosphatase activity. The record is from RefSeq and is a predicted model, not a curated record.
CUGGUUUCAUUCACUGGCUAAGGAGAGGUAUUCAUGGAGGAGGGCUUGGCUGUGCUCAGAGAACAUAAAUUCAGGUCAGGUUUGUGCUUAUCUCAAGUGGAAUGGAAAACAGGAGGCAGGCAGUAGUUGAAGCGUGAAGCACUGGCAGGCUGUGAUAACGCCUGGCCAUCGAGAGGCCAUCAGCCACUUCUCCCACUUGGCCGCUGUUGCAUCAACGCUCAGAUUUCCACCAGGUGCAGAGAGGAGCUGCACUUCUCACUUUCACUUCAUGGCUCAGCGCUCCGCUCAUCCUGUCGUCUCCAUCGCACUGCUGGUGUUUGGACUUGUUGCAAUCCUGCUCCUGACGGUUCCCACUAAAGACAUCCAGGCGGCUCCGGGGUUCAUGUAUGGGAUUGUCCUGGAUGCUGGAUCAUCGCACACAGCUUUGUAUAUAUACAAGUGGCCAGCAGACAAGCAAAAUGGCACAGGCGUGGUCACCCAGCACAGUGAAUGUCAUGUUGAUGGAGGAGGGAUCUCCAGCUAUGCAGGCCAGCAGGGAGUAGCAGGGCAGAGCUUAGAGGCAUGUCUGGACCAGGCAGUGAAGGACAUCCCCAAAGAAAGACACCAGCUCACACCUGUGUACCUCGGAGCCACAGCUGGCAUGAGGCUUUUGCAUAUUUCCAAUCCAGUGCAGUCGACUCAGAUUUUGCAGGAAGUGGGCUACAAAAUCCAGUCGUACCCUUUCAGCUACCAAGGAGCAACCAUACUGAGUGGUCAAGAAGAGGGGGCGUACGGCUGGGUCACCGUCAACUAUCUCUUAGAGAACUUUAUAAAGUAUGGUCUUGUGGGGCACUGGCUCAGUACUGGCAGACCCACGGUGGGGGCGCUUGAUUUUGGUGGAGCGUCCACCCAGAUAACAUUUGCAACUCAGGAGGGAAUAGAGGACAAACAGGACAUGAUGAAACUGCAUCUUUAUGGCCAGGAGUACUCUCUGUACACACACAGCUUCCUGUGCUACGGGCAGGACCAGGCCCUCCAGAGACUGCUGGCCCAUAUAGUGAAGUCUCAGAAUUACUCGGAGUCUGUUGAUCACCCCUGCUACCCUGCCGGCCACAGCAGAACUUUACAUUUCAGCAGUAUAUUCAAAUCUCCAUGUACAACAAAAUACAAACCCAGCUCCUACAAACCCCAGGCCUUUUUGAUAAUACGAGGUACCGGACAUUACGAACACUGUCUGGGCAACGUGUCCGAGAUCUUCUCCUUUGACGGCUGCUCCUUCUCCCAGUGUUCCUUCGACAAAGUGUUUCAGCCAAAUGUCACCGGUCGCUUCAUGGCUUUCUCUGCCUUCUUCUACAUUCACUCCUUCCUUCAACGUGUCACCGGCAUCACUGUGAACACUCCCUCGCAACUGGAGGAGGCCACCAGAGUAGUGUGCAGGAUGAACUUCAAUGAAAUGUUGCGUCUCGCUCCAGAGCAAAGGCCUCGUUUGCAGGAUUACUGUGCUUCCUCUGUGUUUGUAAAGGUUCUCAUGUUGAGAGGCUACGGCUUCAGUGAGACUUCAUUCCCACACAUUUCCUUCCAGAAAAAGGCAGGUGACACCUCGGUGGGUUGGGCUCUGGGCUACAUGCUGAGUUUGAGCAACUUGCUGCCGGCAGAGAGACUGGAGCUGAGGAAGGCCCUGACCCCAGGAGCAUGGGGUGCACUCAUCUUUCUCUUUGUUCUUCUCCUUGUUGCAGUCCUGGUCUUCAUCAUACUCCGAGCUCAUAAUAGGAAGAAGAAAGGAGGCAGUGAAAGCGCCAUCUAGAUACUGCAGCAACAUACAGUGCAGGCAGAAAAGAAUAGGACAGUUAUACAUGCUUGUUUGCUUUGGCUCUGUACUCCAACACACUGGACCUGAAAUGAUACUGACUGUGAGAUUAAAGAGCUGAAUUUGAACUUCACUGUACAGGUGUUCACUUUAUAAUGGGUGUACAAUGUAGGACCUGUAGCUCCUUUUAUACAUCUCAGUUUUAGGUGAAUGCAACAGGACAAUCAUUCUAAACAUAGAGGCAGCUUAACUAGUCUGUUUUUUGACAUUUGUAGUCAUGUAGUGGACGGAACCAACACAGUGGAAAAACAUGACCAAACAUUAUGCGACUGCCCUGUAGGUUUAAUGAACCCUCUUAACAAUCAUGUCAUGAAUACGUACAUGUCCUCUUGUAUUUUAUUCUCCGUUUAAGGUGACUGUAAUUCCAGAAUCCAUUACAGUUCAUGCAUAUUCAUGGUAUCAUUGUAAAGGUAAUACUCUGCAGUUUCAUUCUGUAUAUUUUUCUUACUCCUAUUCCUACCACAGUGAAGACGGUGCUCUUGAGAUUUUAAGUCAAACCAAUUUUGGAUUAUAUGCUAUGUACAAAAAAAUCUAUUUCUUGUUUUUUGCAGAAUGUGUGGGUAUACUCUGAGGCAGUGUCACAUUAAAGCAAUGGCACUGUGGAGAUCACUAGCAGGUGAAGGACUCCCUGUGUUUUGUAUUCAGUAUUGUUUUUAGGUGGCUAUUUUUUCAUGUUAUUCUGCUAGAAUAACUGAAUGUUAACACUUUGCAAUAAUUCUUUAGUAUGUUAUUUGUGUGGUGUAGAAGAUAAUUAUUU